Condylura cristata (star-nosed mole) is the source of this 1353-nucleotide messenger RNA. It is a transcript of the gene AIRE, whose product is annotated as autoimmune regulator. The transcript is spliced from 10 exons. Gene Ontology annotation, molecular function: DNA binding; translation regulator activity. Gene Ontology annotation, cellular component: nucleus; cytoplasm. The record is from RefSeq and is a predicted model, not a curated record. NCBI's taxonomy places the organism in Eukaryota, Metazoa, Chordata, Mammalia, Eulipotyphla, Talpidae. Bases 1 to 1353 code for a protein of 450 amino acids. Gene Ontology annotation, biological process: humoral immune response; thymus epithelium morphogenesis; central tolerance induction to self antigen.
AUGAAGCAGCGGAGAGUGGGCGUCCUGGAAGGCCGCGGGUACAAAGCGGACGGGCGGCACGUCCGCGGUCACCGCCCGAGGGCCACGGUGCCGGGAGCCAGGGAGACCCUGCGCCUUCAGGAGAGGGAGGGCUGCCCGCAGGCCGUGCACGCAUUGGUCUCCUGGCUCCUGACCCAGGACGGUGCGGCCAUCCUGGGCUUCUGGAGGGUGCUCUUCAAGGACUACAACCUGGAGAGAUACCCCCGGCUGCGGCCAGUGCUGGACAGCUUCCCCAGAGAUGUGGACCUCAGCCAGUCCCGGAAGGGGAGGAGGCCCCCGGGCAGCCCCAAGGCCUCAGCGCUGCUGCCCAGACCCCCCACCAAGAAGAAGCCCCCGGAGGAGGCACGGGCGGCCCCUUCCUUGAGGGGCACCCCUAGCCCAGCUUCCCACGCCAAGAUCAAGCCCUGCAGGAAGCCCGAGAGCAGCUCGGAGCAGCAGCGUCUCCCGCUGGGGAGCGGAAUUCAGGCCGUGUCCGCCACGGUGCACAGAGCGGUGGCCGUGUCCUCGGAGGACGUGCCGGGGGCCCGCGGGGCCUUGGAGGGGAUCCUCAUCCAGCAGGUGUUCGAGUCAGCCGGCUCCCAGGGGCGCCCCCAGGUGGGGGGCGAGUUUUACGCCCCCAGCAAGUUUGAGGACCGGGGCGCAGGGAAGAGCAGGACCCGCGGCGGUGCCCGCUGGGGACCGGGGCGCUGCCGCAGUGUGCUCUGUGGGCGCGCGUCCCCCCACCCUCACGCGCACCCCCAGAAGAACGAGGACGAGUGCGCCGUGUGCCGGGACGGCGGCGAGCUUAUCUGCUGCGACGGCUGCCCGCGCGCCUUCCACCUGGGCUGCCUGCGCCCGCCGCUGCGGGGUGUCCCCAGCGGCACCUGGAGGUGCUCAGGCUGCGUCCAGGGACCAGCGCCGAGGAACCUGCUCCAGGCUGAGGCCCCGCCCCCCGCGCAGCCGGCAGACACCCCGGUUCUGCUGGGUCUGGAGUCUGCGGGCGAGGAGGCCAGGGGCCUGCCCGGGCAGCCCCCCGCCGGCGUGGACGCCGACGCCACCUACCAGCACCUGCGGGCCCCGCCCCCCACAGCGCCCCUGCGGGGGCUGGACCCCUCCACGCUGCGCCCCCUCCUGUGUCUGGGCCCCGAGGGGCCGCAGCCUGCCGCUGGCCAGACGCGGCUGUGUCCCCGGAAAUCUGAAGAAAAGCUGGACCAGAGCAGCUGGCACCAGCCCACGGCCUGCGACUGCCCCCGGCUGCCCAUCAGUAGAGGGCACGCCCCAGGGCCGCCCCUGCCCCGCCGGGGGCCGGUGACCCCCCCCCCCAGUCUUCGCUGA